AUGUUCCUUGAAGCUCAGUCCAAGUUUUUCAAUGAACGGGUGACACAAAUCGAGACCUACUUUGGGGACCUCUGCGCAGAAUUUAUUAACUACACACGAAGAACUGCCAAACUGCGGAACAACGGAGAUGAACUGUCCAAAAUCCUCUUAAACUAUUCAAUCAACGAGAAAAUUAAUCGGACAUCUGCCCGAACGUUGCGGAGGUUUGCCGAACUCCUGUCGACCAUCGAGGAUUACAGACAUGCUGAAGUGGAUCGACUUUUUGCCAAAGUCAUCACACCCCUGUCGACUUAUGGGGAAGAGGUAAAGCGAGUGAGGACGAACAUCAGAGUCGAGACGGCGGCGCGCAAGAAGGAGGUCUCGCAGCUCAAGCGUCUAGGAAGAGAGCCCUUAAGAGGCGCAGAAGAACGUCUCAACAUAGCGACGCGCUGUGCAACUCGGUCCGCAGACGCACUGGAGCGUCAGGUCAUCCAGUUUGAAGCAAAAAAACUCAAGGGUCUUAAGGACAUACUGACGGACUUUGUACAUAUUGAGAUGCUGUGGCAUGCAAAAGCACUUGAAACGCUGACGGAGGCAUUCAACGUAGUGCAGUCAAUGCAAGAGGAAGUUGACCUGGCCGACUUCCGGAACACCCUCUUCCGUUCUGGCACCCUUGCCAGUCUAGACGGCGACCACUUCCAGGCAAGUUUUCAAUCAAUAAAAUGGAAUUUGUUGUAG
Mesocestoides corti is the source of this 717-nucleotide messenger RNA. The record is from the annotation of a GenBank genome assembly. Lineage: Eukaryota; Metazoa; Platyhelminthes; Cestoda; Cyclophyllidea; Mesocestoididae.